CACCAUUUUCUUUCCAUUCACUCGUGAAAAGAAACACUUCACUUUUUUACCUUCAUAUUGUUACAGUUUAAUUUCAGUUUUUCUUUUUUUUUCAAUCCAUCAUUUCGUUGGAAUUAUUUUUUUUACUGGUUUUGUGAAUCGAGAUUCCAUUUUUGUUGACAUUUGUUUAUUUCUUUAGUUGUAAAGUGAAACAAUGACUUACCAAAUGCCCGAUAAUAAAUGGCUUUAUGAUCUUUUCAGAAGAGUAGAUCGAGAUGGAUCGGGUGCAAUCAAUGCGGUUGAAUUACAAUCAGCUUUAUCAAAUGGGACUUGGAGUCCAUUUAAUGGUGAAACGGUGAGACUUAUGAUCGGGAUGUUUGAUAAAGAUAAAAGUGGAGCAAUCAAUUAUCAAGAAUUUACUGCUCUCUGGGAUUAUGUAACUAGAUGGUUAAACUGUUUCAAAUCAUUUGAUCGAGAUAAUUCUGGAAAUAUUGACCGUAACGAGUUGAAACAAGCAUUAACCACCUUUGGUUACAGAUUAUCGGAUAACUUUUACACCAUAAUAGUCAGAAAAUUUGAUAGAAAAUCUUCUGGAUCAAUUUAUUUCGAUGAUUUCAUCCAAUUAUGUGUACUUCUUCAAUCACUAACCUCAGCAUUCAGGCAACAUGAUACAGAUCAAGAUGGAUGGAUCCAAAUUGAUUAUGAAAGAUUUUUAACUAUGGUUUUUGAUGUUUGUAUUGUUUAAUUAUUGUUACCAUAUUCCCAUCACUUCCAAAUCCAAGAAUCAACAAACAAAAACGAUCAAUUCUAAUUCACGCAAAUUGUAAAACGUUAAUUGUUAUCGAGCCAAAUUAAAGAGCCAAAUUGAAAGAAAA
This is a messenger RNA of Panonychus citri (citrus red mite), 854 nucleotides long. RefSeq names its product programmed cell death protein 6-like. The record is from RefSeq and is a predicted model, not a curated record. Lineage: Eukaryota; Metazoa; Arthropoda; Arachnida; Trombidiformes; Tetranychidae. The transcript has a single exon. The coding region runs from base 194 to 724 and encodes 176 amino acids. Gene Ontology annotation, molecular function: calcium ion binding.